Molecule: messenger RNA, 4983 nt
Organism: Pomacea canaliculata
Lineage: Eukaryota; Metazoa; Mollusca; Gastropoda; Architaenioglossa; Ampullariidae
Product: long-chain fatty acid transport protein 6-like
Exons: 12
Coding region: 653-2542 (629 amino acids)
Molecular function (GO): long-chain fatty acid transmembrane transporter activity; long-chain fatty acid-CoA ligase activity
Source: RefSeq, a predicted model, not a curated record
AGAUGCUCGGGUGUUUUUUCUUUUUCUUUUUUUGUGUGUUGAGGUGGAGGGGGAUGCAUACCCUAUACCUCGAUCUAGAUUCCCCAAAUUCAGAGCAGUAGUAUUAUCGCCAUCGCCAUCGCCAUCGCCAUCACCAGUUGUAUAUUCUUUUAGUGCUAAAUAAAAAAAAAUUGAUCCAACAUCAGAUGGAAAGGCUUUUAACGUCUCAACUGAUAACCGCACAACAAAAGACGCAGCAAACAUUAGCUUGAGUCCGAUAGCAGACGAUCGACGCAAUCUAGUUCAGUAGGUGGUAGCGUGACCUCAUGGGCCUCGUGCAGGCCACAACCGAUCCCUACGUUAUAGUUAGUGGAGAAGUUUUUUUUUUUCUUGCACGAUCGUGUGCACAUGCCUACAUAAAAUAUAGUGACCACAUAAAAGAAGGAUUAGACUUGUGUAUUGUUAUGUUCAUCACGCUGAAAGUAAUAAAAUGUAAACAAAAACAAAUAAACAGCAAGGGUACGUUAAGUGCCACAGACCUACAGAAACUGAGUAAGUACUGUUGACCCAUCUGUCGGUGACACAAAAAGCAAAGGUGGUACGUGUUCGUACACAAGUUCAAAGAUCGCUUAAUUGAUCCAAGGACCGCAGCUGGAGAAGGUCCUGAGCUAAGAUGCCAGGAAUGCUGGACAAGGUGCUGAUAGGAACUGCAGGUGCUGCAGGUCUGGGAGUAGUUGCUUGGCAGACAACAUUCCCAUGGAUCAAGUAUGAUAUUCAGCUUAUGAAGCUGGGGAAAUAUUUGAUGAAAAUACGCGAAGAAGUCAUGAAUAGCUUCUUGAUUGACUUGUUUGAGACCCAUGCAGACAAGCAGCCCAAGAAGGCAAUGCUUAUUUUUGAGGACUCUGUGUAUACUUAUGAGUUUAUGGAGCUCCAGGCCAACCGUGUGGCCAAUGCAGUACGAUGUCUUGGACUUGGCUUUGGUGACACGGUGGCCAUGAUGAUCCACAAUGAGCCAGCUUUUAUAUGGACAUUUUUGGGGUUGCAGAAACUGGGGAUCUCGGUGGCAUUUAUCAACUUCAACUUACGCACGAAGCCAUUGUCACAUUCCAUUCUGGCAUGUGAUCCCAAAGCUAUCAUUGUGGGACAUGGGCUUGAUUUGCUUCAUGCUGUCAGUGAUAUUUUAGAUGACCUGGAGGGACUUCCCAUUUACAUCCAGGGAUGUACAGAUAGUGAUGUGCCACAGGGAAUGAAUGGCUUGGACUCUCUAAUGGCACAGUCCUUACCUGUGAGGAUUGAUCGAAGUGUGCGAAAAGACAUGACCAUGGAGUCAAUUCUUUGCUACAUCUAUACAUCAGGAACAACAGGUCUUCCAAAGCCAGCAUUUAUCAGUCAAGGCAAGGGAACUGGAAUAUCUCUUGUAUUGCAAGCAGUCAAACUUUCAGCAGAAGAUGUUGUGUACACAUGCCUUCCUUUGUACCAUAGUUCCGGUGGUGGUAUCGGUCUGUUUGGUGUUAUAGAGAGAGGGGCUACUAUGAUUUUGGUUGGAAAGUUCUCUGCUAGAAAUUUCUGGUCUGACUGCCGGAAAUAUGGUGCUACCGUUAUUCAGUACAUUGGAGAGAUCUUCAGAUACGUGUUAGCACAGCCACCACAUGAACUAGAUGGUGUACACAAUAUUAGGGCAGCGAUGGGGAAUGGUCUUCGCAAGGAUAUUUUCAAGGCAGUGCAGGAGCGAUUCAAAAUUCCUUUAAUCUGUGAAUUCUUUGGUGCAACAGAAGGUAUGACAAUGCUCAUCAACAUUGCCAAUAGACCUGGGGCCAUUGGACGGCUGUCUCCACUAUUGAGCAAAAUUGAUCCAGAUGUUAAAGCAUUGGUCAAGUUUGAUUACACCACAGCUCAGCCACUCAGAGACAAAAAUGGGCGUUGCAUCAAAGUCAAAAUAGGUGAACCUGGUCUGUUUUUGAGCAAAGUUCCAGACUUGAUACGCCAAACAAAGGAAACUGUACAUGUAUACAAGGCAUCCGAAGAAGCCAAUGAAAAGAAGCUUGUUAGAAAUGCUUUUGUUGAUGGUGAUUUAUAUUUUAACUAUGGGGAUGUGUUUUCCUUGGACAAGGAUUACUUCUUGUAUUUUCAUGACAGAAUCGGGGACACAUUCAGGUGGAAAGGGGAAAAUGUAUCAACAACUGAGGUGGCAAAUGUUCUUUCUUUACUUCCUUUCAUCAGUGAUGCUAAUGUGUAUGGUGUUCAAGUACCAGGUCAUGAUGGGCGUGCAGGAAUGGCUGCAAUCACUCUUAAAGAAGGUAAUAAAAUGACAGAGGCACAGCUGAAGCAGCUGUAUCAGCUAUGUGAAGAUGACCUGGCAAGCUAUGCUCGCCCUCUGUUCUUGCGUGUUUUAAGCCAGGCAGUGCUGACAAGCACCUUCAAACAACAAAAAUUCAACCUUGUGCAAGAAGGUUAUGAUUUAACAAAAGUCACUGACCCUCUAUACUACCAUAAUUCCUCAGCACAGACAUACAGCCCAUUGACUGCUCAAGUGUUGCCAACAUUUCUACAGUCAAAGCUCUAAAUAUGCAUCCUUCAGGCUAAUAGUCAAUGGAUUCGUGGACAACAGGAAAGGAUAGAUGUGCAACUGUACUGAAGCAGUUGGUACAGACACUUCAACAAUCAUUCUCUUUACCUCAUCAUUUUCAUAUUCAUCUUUUUCCUGAUCACCCCAAGUGGAGCAUAAGGCCGCAAUCAUGUUCUUAUGCAAAACACUAAUUUCUACUCAGUACUAAUAGUGCCAAUUUAUUAACAUUUCAAGUAAUUUUGUGCAAAGAUAAUCAUGUGUUGUUAUAAAUCCAGUUAUACUUUGUUUGCAAAUUGUCUUAAUGUGAUAACACGGAGCUCUAUUUGCUCUGCUUUAAAUUACUUAGAACUAUGCACUCACAGAUGUGUAUGCAAGCUAAAUAAAUAAUACUGUUUUUAUUAGGCCAAACGGAAGAGAAGUUUUAUUACCUAAAACAUUUUUAGUCAUUUUAUUGAUCUACAAUGUCUUAGAGAAUUUUUCACAGUUCUGCAUAUAAUUUUGUUUUGUAAAGGCAGAAAAAAAAUGUUAUAAUUUACAAAUCCACUGCAGGAUAUGUUGCUGUUGUCUUUGCAGCAUUGAUCCAAUUUGCCAGAUUUCUUGUUGCAAGUUCUUUUGCUCAAUUUAUGUUGACUUCUUUGGUAUACCUUGUAUCAAGCUCAGCUGGUGCUUAUGGUGUUUUAAAUUCUUUGUCUUGGUACCCUUAUAAAAUGUCAAGUAAAGGCCAUCCACUAAUUCUUUUUUAAAAGAUCAUUUCAGGAGAGAAAUGUUAGAGACUACAACUUUUCUCUGGGGCAGCUUUAUGUGAGGGUGGUGUCCAUUUCCUAUCCCUCACUGCCUUACCUUCCCCAACCCUCUGUGGAGUUGAGUACCAAUUUAAACAACUGGAUCGACUGGGAGGGAAGUUUGAUGUGGAUGUCAAACUGGCACACCUUUGGGUUCAAAUGCCAGUGCUCUAACAACUUGUCUAUCUACUUUCCUCUUUAUGCAUCAACAUUGGAAACAUUCAAAUUAUUAUUGAAAUGGUUGUAACAAAGUUUUCUACUGAGAACAUUUUUAAUUCCUAGGACUUUUGGAAGAGAUGUGACACUGUACUUUGUUGUUCUAGGGAUGUUAGGCCUAUUAUGGUGCCUGUUUGAAUUGAUAUGUAAUAACAACAUUUGUCAGUAUAAUGAUGAAUUGUAUCAAGGUAAAGACCAUAUUGUUCUUGAGUUCUUUUGCAUGUCAUGUAUUAUCAGACAUUGUAGACCAUUAAGUCUACUUUACAAUAUAUAUUCUUAUCAUAGAGUAAGCAGCCUAAGUCUGUGGAUAAACUAAAGGCCUAAGGCUAUCGACAACUCCUGUGGGCUAGGCCUGUGGGUAAAUUUUUAAGGACCUAGUCAUACAGUUAAAAGUCAUACAGGACAUAGUCACACAGUAACUCAUAAGGGUCUAAGCCUGUGGGUAAGCUAAGUAUUACUGCUGAAAUGACAGGUAUUGUCUUUCAAUAGUUUUAUCGCUAGAAUAGUGUGGUCAGUACUAGAAUUAUGCUAUAAAUUAAUUUUUCUUUAGCCUUCAAAUACAACCAUAGCAGAAGAUAAAUUGGAAACCCACACUAUGAAGGUCAUUUGAAAUUGUUGAAAACAAAUAUGCACCAGAUAGUUGCUUUAUUUCAUUGCUUAGAGAUACACACAUAUAAAAGUAUAAUGUGUGCAAAAUGUUUUUUAACUGUUGAAGUUUGAAUUGUAUUCUUUAAUUCACAACUUCGGUCAAAUAAGAAAAUAUUUACAUUACUGAGUUAUGUCAGUGUAUUUCUAAAGUGGACUAUUUUUGUAUUGAUUUUAACUUUCCAGCGUUGUGAAUAGCUUGCUUUGCUAAUACCAGCCAUAAUCUAGCUCAUAAGCUCAUUUCAAGGCAGCAGUCAUAAUAUGCCUUUUAUUCUGACCAGUUUUAUUUUCUCUAGACAUACUGUGCAUUGAUCCUGCAAAUAAGAUUUGUAAAACUUCCUUUAAGAAUUUUAUAUGCAUUAGGUUCACGGGAAGACAAGACAGGUUUGAUAAUGGCGAUAAAAUAGUUCCCCCCACCUCACUUGCAAAAUAAGGUCAUUUUGCCCAUUUUAUAGCACAACCUCAAUUUUGUUGGGGUCUUAAAGGUAAUUUUGUUCAAAGCUAAAAUUAUUGCACAACACUAUAAUAUAGUAAACAAUUUUUUCAAUCCAGAGCUAUAUUUGGGCAUUGUGUGUUUUUUUUUUUUUAGUUUUCACUUUGGAUGAGUUAUUCCAUAUUAACAAACUCCUUGUCCAAUGGAUAUUUUUACAUGUUUAUUUAUUUUUUAAUGCAUGUCAUUCAGAACCCAUACUUUGCAUGUGCAUGUCAAAUGUAAGAUUAUACUUCUUGUGAUUUGUCCUAAAAAUAUUAAUUUUUCUUAUAUUCUUCUGUAAAAAUAAAUAGUAAUGUUCAUAA